This is a messenger RNA of Phragmites australis (common reed), 3467 nucleotides long. RefSeq names its product probable aminodeoxychorismate synthase, chloroplastic. The transcript is spliced from 13 exons. The coding region runs from base 89 to 2923 and encodes 944 amino acids. NCBI's taxonomy places the organism in Eukaryota, Viridiplantae, Streptophyta, Magnoliopsida, Poales, Poaceae. Gene Ontology annotation, biological process: L-tryptophan biosynthetic process; folic acid-containing compound biosynthetic process. The record is from RefSeq and is a predicted model, not a curated record.
AUGUGGAGAGUAGCAACCAUGUCAUCGUUUCCUCGUGUUUGGAAUCUGGUCGCCGCCGCAGCGGCUGGAGUCGCCGACGGUAACGGCGAUGGGCACGCCCGCCGAGACGAUAGGAAUUGAGGUCGACAAAAAAGCGCACUCCGAUCACCCAAUAAAAAACGAAGCCCUCCUCUCCUCACCGAACAAACCACCACCUCAGAAAAAAGGAGGCGCCUUUUCUCUUCUUUUCCCUCCCGGAUCCUCCGCGCCCGCCGCCGCGAUGGCCACCCUCCGCCUCCCUGCCCCGCCGGCGGCGAGGUGGGCCCCGCUGCCUCCCUCCGCCUCUGCCUCCGCACGUCGGCUCCGUCCCCCGCGCCGACUCGCGGCGCGGCUGGCGAAGGGGGAGGGGACGCCGGAGGUGGAGGAGGCGCCGCUGGUGAGGACGCUCCUGAUCGACAACUAUGACAGCUACACCUACAACAUCUUCCAGGAGCUCUCCGUCGUCAACGGCGUGCCGCCCGUGGUCGCGCGCAACGACGAAUGGACGUGGAGGGACGUGUUCAACCGGGUGUACAAGGAGAGGGCCUUCGACAACAUCGUCAUUUCGCCUGGCCCUGGAUCUCCGGCAUGCCCCGGGGACAUAGGUGUAUGUCUGCGGAUACUUUUGGAGUGUGGAGAUAUACCCAUCCUGGGUGUCUGCCUUGGCCACCAGGCCCUGGGAUUUGUACAUGGUGCUAAGAUUGUUCACGCUCCUGAAGCUAUACACGGGCGACUUAGUGAAAUUGAGCACGAUGGAUGCUACCUCUUUAAUCGUGUCCCGUCAGGUAGAAACUCUGGGUUCAAGGUAGUGCGCUAUCAUUCACUAGUAAUAGAAGCAGGCUCUCUACCUGAUGAUCUUAUAUCAAUCGCAUGGACUGCUUCUCCAAAAAUGCUCUCCUUCCUGGAAAGUGAUAUGACUAAUGUUAGUACUAGUACCAUCUUGGGAUCAUUGGACGAUUUCUUCAUGGAAGACCCUCCAGAGUGCAGUAACAGUGGUGGGCAACUAUCCAAUAGAAGCAAUGCUAGUGAGUCAGAUAGCAGCAAGGUUAUCAUGGGCAUCAGGCACUCUAGCAGGCCUCACUAUGGAGUGCAGUUUCAUCCAGAGAGCGUUGCUACUCACUAUGGAAGACAGAUUUUUCAAAACUUUAAGAAGAUGACAAGUGAUUCUGGAUUGCGCUCAUCGUGGCUUCAUGAAAGAAAGGUCGAUUCUGCAGAACAACGCAAUUCUGUUCUGAAGAACUUGUUACAUACUGAAAGACUGGAAUUUCGGGAUCUUGUUGGGGCUGAAGGUCGAUUCUGCAUGCUUGCAAAGAGAUCCAGUGAGAAGAAGUAUUUACGGUUGCGAUGGAAGAAGAUUGAUAACUUCCUCUGUCCCACAGUUGGCUCUGAAGACAUAUUUGCAGUGGUUUUUGGUCAUCAAAAUAGUGAAGACACAUUUUGGCUGGAUAGCUCAUCAGUUGAUCAGAAUAGGGCACGUUUUUCAUUCAUGGGUGGUAAAGGUGGGUCUCUAUGGAAGCAAAUGACAUUUCACCUCUCCGGUCAAAGAGCCAAUUGUGGAGGAACCCUUGUUAUCCAGGAUGCUUAUGGAUCUAUUGCUAAAAACUUUAUCAAAGAGGGCUUCUUGGAGUUCCUUAACAAGGAGAUUCAGUCCAUUCAAUACAAUGAAAAGGAUUAUGAAGGACUGCCCUUUGACUUCCAUGGCGGAUUUGUUGGAUAUCUAGGGUAUGGUCUUAAAGUUGAAUGUGACGCAUCAUCUAACAAAGCUAAAUCAAGUACUCCUGAUGCAUGCUUCUUCUUUGCUGAUAAUGUUGCGGUGGUCGAUCACAGUAACGGUGAUGUAUAUAUUUUAUCGUUGCAUGAUGAAUUAUCUUCAAGUAAUGGAGAUGGGAUCUGCAGAAAUUCAACACAUGCUUCAUGGUUAGUGGAGGCUGAGAAGAGGCUUCUCAGGCUGGGUGCUAUUGCCUCAGCAUUGCCGAUUAACGGGAAUGCAUUAGUUAGAUCAUCCAAUUUGAAUAAGCAAAGUUUCAUUGUAGAGAAAUCUAAGGAUCAAUAUAUUAGAGAUGUUCAGAGUUGCCUGGAUUAUAUCAGAGAUGGAGAAAGCUAUGAGUUGUGCUUAACUACUCAGAUGAAGAGAAGAAUAGGCUAUAUAGAUGCGCUCCAACUCUACCUUAAAUUGAGAAAACAAAAUCCUGCCCCAUAUGCAGCCUGGCUUAACUUCUCCUCAGAAGACUUGAGUAUAUGCUGCUCUUCUCCUGAAAGGUUCCUACGACUGGAUCGAAAUGGAAUUCUAGAAGCAAAACCAAUCAAAGGUACUAUAGCACGUGGCAGAACACCAGAGGAAGAUGAAUGCUUACGGUUGCAGUUGAAAUACAGUGAAAAGGAUCAGGCUGAGAAUUUGAUGAUUGUUGAUCUCCUAAGAAACGAUCUUGGCAAGGUUUGUGAACCUGGGAGCGUGCAUGUUCCUCGCCUCAUGGAUGUAGAAUCGUAUAAAACUGUUCACACUAUGGUGAGUACCAUCCGUGGAACGAAGAAGUCGAAUCUAAGCCCUAUUGAUUGUGUGAAAGCUGCCUUUCCAGGAGGUUCGAUGACCGGGGCCCCAAAAGUUAGAUCAAUGGAGAUUCUUGAUUCACUUGAAAACAGUCCGAGAGGUGUCUACUCAGGAUCGAUUGGGUUCUUUUCCUAUAACCACACAUUCGAUCUGAACAUUGUGAUUCGAACGGUUAUCCUGCACGAUGGAGAGGCUUCAGUUGGGGCAGGUGGGGCGAUUGUUGCAUUGUCAGACCCAGAAGCAGAAUACAAUGAAAUGAUGCUUAAAGCAAAAGCACCAACAAAGGUGGUUGAAGAUUGCAGUCAAAUAAUGUACAAUUCAGAUCGAUCAGAUUCAAUGCAGACAACCAUAAGUUAGAUCAGAUAGCCAAAGGACCUCUAUUUUAUUGAAACACCAAGAACGCAACAAGGUUCAGACAUAAGUAGAUAAACCAUAUAUUCAUUCUGACAAAUUUGAUCUCUGCUGUUGGUCUGCAUGUUGACAGUCUUUGUUAGAGGAAAACUGGGGAAUAUCUCUUGCCUUAAAAUUCCAACCCCUUAACUGAAAGCAAAGAAUAGAGGGAUGUGGUGGAGGAUGAUGUCGAAGUCAAAUUUACGGUGGCAUAUACAGUGCUGUCACCUGCAGGCUACUGCUACAGAAGAAACCCAUAUCAGCUCAAUGCGUACCUCAAUCGGUCAUUACAGAUAUUUUGUUUUCCGCAGAAUGCACACGGUUUGUGUAAUUUUUUCCCCGUAGCUUAAGAAUUGCAUUAUGUUACAGAUCAACGAAAAACAAUCAAACUCUAUCACAAAACAAAAGGACAUAGAUUUGUUGCCCUUAAAAACAAGGACAUAUAUUUGCUGUACUAAUUGCCAUCAUGGCCAUAUUCUUUACUGGGUGUAAUAUCACAUUUCUUCUGCCA